AUGGAUCAUGACAUUUGGUUCAUUGUUGAUGGCGCCACCUUCGUAGCCAGAUCCUUGACCUUGGAGGGCUCAGACGUGGCUGUCGCCAAGCCCGAGCUGUGUACCAUCUAUGUGUCGGAUGGCCUCUCGCAUGCGCGGCCGUAUGCAGCUUGCAUUGCGAUGCUGACCGACCAGGGAUGGUCAGCCUUCUCAGAACUCUCCAGGUCUGUGUCCAUUGCGCCCUCCGCCAAAGUCAGCGAUGCGGUGCUGGGAUUGGACCCAGAGGAUGAUGAUUGGAAGCAACGCCCACGGUUUGCAUGCCCACGAAAGAUGGUGCCUGGUGCCUCCGUACCUGUCACGCUCCGUCCUGGGCCUCGCGACUUGCUGAGUAACGAACGAUGGCUCCGCAUGGACGUGUGCGUAGAAGGCCAUGAUGGAUUGGUUUUGGUGCCCGCGGACUCAUCCAUGAGACUCCUGCAAGUUGAGAAGAUCAUCCCUGGCUCCUCUGCGGAUCUGUGGAAUCAGAAGCAGGAGACCUUUGAGUUGCACGGCUAUCAGACGAGCUUCUCCGUACAACCGGGCGACGUCAUCAACAAGAUCAACGGCUUCUCUGGAGCUCAGGCUAUGCUGUAUGAGGUGCGUCGAAAGCCUCAGAAGCUCAUCAUGACCAUAGACCGUCAUUGCGGUGGCAACACCACCUUUGAGGACAUCCCCGAGGCAAAGAUCUUCGAGCUCGAUCGCUUGGACAUCGAUGCCUCAAGAGAUGUGGAGGAAUUUGACUGGCACGUCCUCAUGAGUCAAGCCGAGGGAGCACUUUGUGCCAAAAUGGUGGAAGAGGAUGGUCGUCAGCUGCAGAAAGCGCUAGACAUCUUCUCUGAGAUGCUGGCUGAGCACACCAUUGUCAUGGUCAACCAAGGCAUUGUUCAGGAAGCUGAUCGGCGGAUUCUGCUGGAUGACCGCGUGGAAGCGGUGCUAAAGCAGCACGUCUCGGAAGAGACGGCGAUGGACAUCUCGCUCUCAGUGGAGCCUGUUCGAAGGAGGAACUCCAUGGAAGAGGAGAUGCCCACAACCAGCGAUGAGAUCAGCUUGAUCCACCUGCGGAAGGCCAUGGCCGACGCUGCCAUGGAUGAAGACCAACUCGAAUUGGCGAUCAUGAGCUUUGUGAACUCCUCAAAGGUCGUCCGUCAGUCCUUCGCCGGCCGCGAACUGCUUGAGAAGGCCAAAGGCCUCCAGGAGCUUUGGCGAUGGUGGAGGGCCUCCGCAGACGCGCAGGAUGAGCUCGGUGUGGUUCUAGACUACAUGCUGAAGAAGGAGGCAGAUUAUCAAGACGAUGACGGAGAGUUCCAUGACUUUGAUAUCCAGGAUCCGCCCUACGAUUUGGGGCCUCUGAAGCUUCAGCUGGAGGUCUGCGAGAAAUUCAAGACAGAGAUGGGCACUCUGCUCCAUGAGGGGCAUGUG
Molecule: messenger RNA, 1437 nt
Organism: Durusdinium trenchii
Lineage: Eukaryota; Dinophyceae; Suessiales; Symbiodiniaceae
Source: the annotation of a GenBank genome assembly